AUCAAGAAGUAUGGCAGUGACAACUCGUUUGACAUGGUUGCACGAAAAGAUCCUGCAAAAUCAUUUUGGAGGGAAGCGGCUUAGCCUUCUCUAUAAGGGUAGUGUCCAUGGAUUCCGUAAUGGAGUUUUGCUUGACAGAUGUUGUAAUCAAGGGCCUACUCUAACAGUGAUUUAUAGUGAAGAUCAUAUUAUUGGAGCAUAUGCAGAAGAGAGUUACCAGGAAGGAAAGUAUGCUUCCAUCAUCCUUUUUGCACUUCAAGAUACUAAAAUUUCAGAAUGGAAACUAGGACUAUGUACACCAGAAACACUGUUUUGUUGUGAUGUUACAAAAUAUAACUCCCCAACUAAUUUCCAGAUAGAUGGAAGAAAUAGAAAAGUGAUUAUGGACUUAAAGACAAUGGAAAAUCUUGGACUUGCUCAAAAUUGUACUAUCUCUAUUCAGGAUUAUGAAGUUUUUCGAUGCGAAGAUUCACUGGAUGAAAGAAAGAUAAAAGGGGUCAUUGAGCUCAGGAAGAGCUUACUGUCUGCCUUGAGAACUUAUGAACCAUAUGGAUCCCUGGUUCAACAAAUACGAAUUCUGCUGCUGGGUCCAAUUGGAGCUGGGAAGUCCAGCUUUUUCAACUCAGUGAGGUCUGUUUUCCAAGGGCAUGUAACGCAUCAGGCUUUGGUGGGCACUAAUACAACUGGGAUAUCUGAGAAGUAUAGGACAUACUCUAUUAGAGACGGGAAAGAUGGCAAAUACCUGCCGUUUAUUCUGUGUGACUCACUGGGGCUGAGUGAGAAAGAAGGCGGCCUGUGCAGGGAUGACAUAUUCUAUAUCUUGAACGGUAACAUUCGUGAUAGAUACCAGUUUAAUCCCAUGGAAUCAAUCAAAUUAAAUCAUCAUGACUACAUUGAUUCCCCAUCGCUGAAGGACAGAAUUCAUUGUGUGGCAUUUGUAUUUGAUGCCAGCUCUAUUCAAUACUUCUCCUCUCAGAUGAUAGUAAAGAUCAAAAGAAUUCGAAGGGAGUUGGUAAACGCUGGUGUGGUACAUGUGGCUUUGCUCACUCAUGUGGAUAGCAUGGAUUUGAUUACAAAAGGUGACCUUAUAGAAAUAGAGAGAUGUGAGCCUGUGAGGUCCAAGUUGAACUCACAGAUGCAGAACCCAUGGAUACAGAAGGCUAACUGUCUAUCUUUACACUGACAUGGGUAAGUUCAUUUAUUACAAUUUAAUUCAACUAGAUUCAAUUCAAUAAAUGUUUAUUGAUAUUAUCUUUAAGGUUGAGCCAGUGUGUUACUCUCUUAUCAGCUACACAGAUCAUGAAAAAAAUUCCCCCGCACUAAAAAUUUUACAAUUUUAUAAAUAGUGGUGAGGGGAUGGGAGUGUGGGAUAAGAAAAAGUUGACAAGAGAUUAUGUACGAUUGAGUGUGAUAAAUAUAAUGAAACAAUGAAAAAUAAAGUGCUUUAAAAGUUUAGAGAAGGAAAGUAUAGUGUUAAAGGGGUUCGGGGAGAUUUCAUCAAUGGAACGGCACAGGGAAACGGCUUUCAAGGAGAAGAAAUAUUUCACAAAAUGAAGAGACAAAAAGGGCCAACAAAUUCAGCAUAAGACAAUAUAUUAAUGGAGGAAAAGUCAGCAUGUUUGGGAAAUGUGGAGUUCAGGUUAGUGAAGGGCUGGAUCUUUGUAGGCAGAGAUAAAAUGGGCAAGGAACAUUUGCAUGAAGUAAUUUUAUUUAAUUAGGAGCAUUAUGAGGAAUCACAGCAAUUUUUUGAAAGAGUAAUGAUAUGAUCAAAGUUAAUUAAAGUUAUGAUCUUCAGAAAAAUUAAUCUGGCACUGUGUACAGAAUAGAUUGGAAUCAAAAGGAACCUGGAGGUGGGAACACCAGUUGGGAGAAUGCAAUGAUAGCAAGUAUUUGUUGAGCACUAAGUAUGUGAUAGAUUUUCUUAAUCAGUCCUUAUAACAAGCCUAUGAAAUGGGUACUAUCAUUACUGCAUUUUACAAGUGAGGAAACAAAGAAAACAGAGUAAACAUCUGCCAACGUUUAUUGACAGUGCUGAGCAGUGACAGAUAAAUAUUUCGAACCUAGGCAGUUUGAUUCUAGAGGUAAAAUAGUCUAAACAAGAAUUAAACGUUAAACUGGUCUAAUAAAAUCUACUUAUCCAGAGAAUGUUUUUUAAAAGAAACAGGAAAUAUAUGGACUGUAGGAUAGGUGUCAUAAAAAUUUUGUUUCUAAAUCAUUUAGAAUCCACUGCAUGUAUUCCAAAUUACAAUUAUCAGUGACAUUAGAACUUGAUAUGUGAAGUUCUUCAAGAGUACUUUGUGAGACCAGAUCUCCAUUUUUUUCCAAUGGGAAAUUAUUGCAAGUUCCUACAUCUUGAUAUUGCUUUCAUAAUUUAUACUAACAUAAAAUAAUAUUUUUCACUGUUUUGCAAUGUCUUUUUAAUUUCUGUAUUGCAGCUAGAGGAAGUCCAAAGAAAACUUGGAUUUGCUCUUUCUGACAUCUCGGUGGUUAGCAAUUAUUCCUCUGAGUGGGAGCUGGACCCUGUAAAGG
Homo sapiens (human) is the source of this 2529-nucleotide messenger RNA. It is a transcript of the gene IFI44, whose product is annotated as interferon induced protein 44. NCBI's taxonomy places the organism in Eukaryota, Metazoa, Chordata, Mammalia, Primates, Hominidae. The coding region runs from base 11 to 1183 and encodes 390 amino acids. Gene Ontology annotation, cellular component: cytoplasm. The record is from RefSeq and is a predicted model, not a curated record. The transcript has 7 exons. Gene Ontology annotation, biological process: response to virus.